ACGCGUCUUUAUCUCUUUUCCUUUCUUUUCCCACUUUUCUUAUCUCAGUUACUCGACGAAAGAGCUUUCAAUAUGACCGUCAAAGUUGGUGAUGAAAUUCCUAAUGGCGAGUUGACCUACGUUCCCUACAACGAAAAGGAAGAGCUGAACGCAUGCACGGUUCCACAGCCUUACAAGAUCCACGACAACCUCAAGAACAAGAAGGCCGUUAUCUUUGCUAUCCCAGGUGCGUUCACGCCCACCUGCACCCAGGAGCAUCUCCCCGGUUUCGUCAAGAACUACGAUGCACUCAAGGCUAGGGGUGUGGAUGAGGUCAUCUGCGUUGCUGUCAAUGAUGGAUUUGUUAUGAACGCCUUUGGAAAAGUGACAGGUGCCAACAAAAACAUCAUUUUCGCUGGUGAUGGUGCUGGUACCUUCACCGAAUCACUUGAUUUGACGCUGGACUUGUCUUCGCUUGGUAUCGGUAAGCGUUCUAAGCGCUAUGCCAUGAUUGUCGACAACCUUGUCAUCAAGUACUUGGGUGUGGAAUCUGGCGGCAACGUCGAGGAUUCUUCUGCUGAGGCAGUCUUGGCCGAACUGAAAUAGGAUAUCAUCAUCCGUGUGAAUAUACGCCUAUGCACUUGUGCUCACCGACAGCCACGACAACAACAAACAAAUAAAAAACUAGUGCUUUCUUCACAUUCUUUUCGCUUGAAUUUGUUUCGUGUAUCGAGAAAAAAAAAGUUUAGGAGAGCGACGUAGUGUAACCCAACAGCUGUUGUUGAGCCAUGUUUUUAGGCUAUUAUUAAACGUUAUUUUCAUAUGAUAGAUAUGAUUCUAAUAUUUCAUCGAGU
Molecule: messenger RNA, 833 nt
Organism: Zychaea mexicana
Lineage: Eukaryota; Fungi; Mucoromycota; Mucoromycetes; Mucorales; Lichtheimiaceae
Product: Redoxin
Exons: 5
Coding region: 73-585 (170 amino acids)
Biological process (GO): hydrogen peroxide catabolic process; cell redox homeostasis; cellular response to oxidative stress
Cellular component (GO): cytoplasm
Molecular function (GO): thioredoxin peroxidase activity
Source: RefSeq, a predicted model, not a curated record